CAAAGAACGAAGAAUCGACAGACCAAUUCGGGCGCGGGCAUGGACGGCUACGCGGCACCCCGCGAUGCGGCCAAGGAAAGCGCGAUGCUUUGCCGCGUCCUGUCAGCAGACCUUAGCGCCAGCGACCUCGCGGAGCUGGCGGCGGAUCUGGAUGCGGAGUCCAAGCCGAGAUUGCUCGACGUAGAGAACGUGGAGCGCGUGCUCAUGGCCAAGCUGUCGGCGAGAGCGCCGCUGGCUGAGAAGCUCAAGUACCUCCGGGAGUGUUCGAGGACAUGCGAGGAGGUGCGGCGUGAUGCCAGAUAUCCUCAGCCCGUGAUGCAGCAGCUGCCCAAGGUGCAUCAAAUGAUCGGAAACUACGGUGCCUUGAGCAUGACCUGUGCCGAGCUCUUUGGUCACGACACCCCGGCGCCGGAGCAGGCGAGCGCCUGCCUGCAGUCCAUGCACGAGCGCCGGGAGCUGACCAUCUUCUUGCUGGAUGCCAUGGCCUCCGCCAUGGAGGAGCCCGAGCAGCUCGCGGCGAUCUUCGGGCCCUUCCUCGACCAGGCCUGCGCUCGCCUCAAGGGCCGCAACCUGGUGGAUCAGAAGCUGGAGGAGUUCCGGCUCAUUGCGGACGUCAGCGCGACAAAGGGCCCGCUGGCGAAGCUGCUGGUGACGCUGCCGGCCUUCCGCCCCAGCGCCGCGCCGGCAGCUCCCAAUCCCCUGCUCGGGAUGAUGGCAGGCGCUUCCGGCAGCAUGCCGCAACCUGGCAUGGGCUGGAGGCUCCAAAGCGACAGCCUUCUGGGCUGGAUCUUGUCUCCGACCUGCAUCGACUCAGCUCUCUACAAGGAGCAGAGCGCCCGCGCGGUGCACUUCGCGCGCCUGGGCAGCCGCAGCCGCGCGUCGGUGGAGUCGGUUCAACGGCUGCUGCGGGACACCGUGCAGGAGGUGCUGCGCCAGGGCAGCAGCGUGAUCGCCCCGCUGCUCCGGGCCGGCGAGGCCACGCGGAACGCGGUGGUGGCGUGGUUUGCUGCUCUGGUCACCGGAUCUCAAGCCAGGACCAAGAGCGCGAACUUGAUGGACCAGGGCCAAGGCCCGCAGGGCUUCAUGAGCAUGCUGCAGAGCUCGCCAAUGCCGUUUGACAUGCAGCUGCAAAUGCAGAUCAUGAAGGCUCAGACCUCGGGCUAUGCCACCUCCGGCCUUUGCGUCAACAGUUUCUGGGCCAUCCUGGAAUUGGUGAAGCCCAUCAAGUUGGCGCAGGUGAGCACCUUGGAGCCCUUCUAUCUGCUGAGGGAGGGUGCCCAUGACCGGGAGGUCAUCGGGGGCUUUCUGGAGGAGCCCCGCUUCGGGGACACGGAGGAGGUGGAGAAGGCCCGAGAGGUGGCGGCCAAGCAUCUGGCGGAAGCCUCCAAGUUUCCGACCCAGAUCUUCUGGCUCGCCCUGCGAGCGUUUCACGUGCUCCUAGUGCCCGUGAUGAAGGAGAACUUGUGCAUGGUGGUGGCCGCCAGCUACUUUCAUGGCAAGAACAUGCAGACCAUGGAGACAGCCAUGGGAGAACACCUGGUACACGAAGCAAUCCUCGGCAGCAGCAGCUUCCUAGGGGACUUGGGCGCCUUCCUGAACCUGGCCAUGGCCUUCUUUCUGUGCGCUGCCCUGCCUGACAAGGCUGCAGACAUCUUGGGCGGCAAGGUCCAAGGCUCCGUGCUGACCGACGAGGUGUCACCGCAGUGGCUGGUUCUGCCCUCGUGCAUCCUGGAGGACAUCAUUGAGGUCCUUGAGAUCCUCAUCAGCAUCCACUCGGGCAAAGGCCAACCGGAGCUCUUCCUGCACCUGGACGCCACGCUGCUGCUCUUCCUCAUCACCUUCAUCCUGGGCAGCGGGCACCACGUGAAGAACCCCAACCUCCGGGGGAAGGCGGCGACCAUCAUGAAAGGCUUGACUGCGCAAUCGAACUUCCGGCACCUGGUGGAAAAUUCGCCGGUCCUGGCAAAUGACAUCGUGCCAGGGUGCAUCCGUGUCUUCACGGCAGUGGAGAAGACCAAGCAGUCGUUCUACGACAUUCGGAUGCAGCUGAAGUACCAGCUCCGCAUUCCCAUCAUGGAGCUCUUCGAGCGAGUGCUGCCGCUAGAGGCGCACCAGAAGGCCCUGAAGAGCUUUGCCACGGAGAACCCGGAUGAGUUCCUCAAGUUCUUGAACAAUCUGAUGAACGAUGCCACCAUGCAGUUGGAAGAGGGCAUGGACACGCUCAUCGAGAUUCGGCGGCUCAGCAGGGAGGGAAAGGAGGUGGAGCUUUCACGGCCAGCGCCCUCGAGUGUGGCGGAGGAUGAGCAGACCACCGAAGGCGCCGACCUUUAUGCCCGCAGCAGGGCGGAUCCCAAGGCCCACUGCAAGCAGUACAUGCAAAUGGGCCAUCGGACCAUCAGCACUCUGUGGAGCAUCAGCCGGGAGGCGCCAAUGGUGGUCACCAGCAAGCUGAACGUUCUGCAGCAGUUGCUGCACAACUGCCUGAACUCCUGCCUGGAUCGCCUGGUUGGCCCGCGCUGCCUGGAGCUCAAAGCGCCGCAGAAGGGCCAGGCCAAUGACUUCGAAGAGUACAGCUUUAAGCCAAAGGAGCUUUUGCAAAUGAUCGCAGAGAUGUACAUCUUCGUGGCGCGGGCAGACAGGGAGAAGGUGCAAAAGAUGAUCACUGAAGAUGGGCGGAGUUACCAGCCAAAGACCUUUCAGAAGGCCGUCUCCAUCCUGAGGCGCGAGCAGAUGAUCGCCGCCGACUUGCUGAAGGAGUUUUCGGACUUCGUCCAGGAGCUGAACGCCCUGGCUGAGAGCCAAGAGGCGGCCCUGGCCAACGUCACCGUGCCGGACGAAUUCCUGGACCCCAUCAUGUCAGACAUCAUGGUGGAUCCAGUCCUUUUGCCCACCUCCAACACCAUCAUGGACAGGAAGGUCAUCGAAAGGCACAUCAUGUCCAACGACGAUGACCCUUUCAACCGGAAGCCUUUGGCCGUCAAGGACCUGGUGCCUCAGACGGAGCUGAGGGAGCAGAUCGUGCAGUUCUGCAAAGCGAAUGGCAUUGUGCUGGGCGAGGGCGACUGAAGCUGGCGAUUGGAAGAUGGAGGUGUCCAAUGACGUCCAGCCAGUUCAGCUGAUGCAGCGGCAUGCGCCAAAGUUGUUUCUAGAGUCACCGCUCGCUUCCUCUACUUGCUAGUGCUCAGUAGGGAAUGACCGAGUCCGGGUGUUGGGAAUGAGCCGGUUUUGGG
This is a messenger RNA of Effrenium voratum, 3230 nucleotides long. NCBI's taxonomy places the organism in Eukaryota, Dinophyceae, Suessiales, Symbiodiniaceae. The record is from the annotation of a GenBank genome assembly.